AUGGCCAUUUGCAACCUUCAUACUAGGAGACUGUUUUAUUUUAUUAUGGCAUUAUCGAUGCUGGGCACGGCAACAAACGCUGGACAAAUUAUCAACAAAAACGAUACCUUUAUAUCGUCCUCUUCGGACAUGCACGCUGUCCUGAACCGGACGGUUGUUUUGAACAGCGCGAGCUGGCAUUUUCUAGACCUGAUAUUCCACAAAUACUCGGACAACUUGACGGAGAAAAUCUCCAUUGAGCGUUUUAAAGAUUUGUUGAAGGAUUUAAACCUUGGUGAGACCGUAUCGGCGACAGAAACAUCGCAUGAGCAACCUCACGGAACAUCUCAUCGACAUGGCGGCAAGAAUUCUCGAAGUCAAGCUGGAGAAUCCAGUGAAGUUUCGAGGCAAAGAAACAUGCGAAGGCGGCGAAGCGAGCGACAAUCCAAUGGAGAACGAAGACAAUUGCAGUUAAAUUCUAAGACGAACCAAAUUCGCCCGAGGUCUCAACGAAGAGAACGGCGUAGUGCGAGAGACCGUCUCCAUACCAGUGAAGGUCACGCGGAGGUGAGAUAUUACGUUUUAACGUUUUAAUUAAAAGGGUUUUUUCUAUCUAUUUCUGCUUGGAGUUAGAGUCUUAGUAGCUGAGGAAUCUCUUGGCAAUGAUGUUUUUAGUUAAAGAGAACUUUAAUGUUUUAUGCGUAGACAUACAAACAAUAUUAUGCAACAAUACCAAGACUGCAUAUUUAUGGAUUUAAUCGUCUGGACAUAAGCGUUUAGAGGACUCAAAAACUACCCUAUUCUCUUGUUGUGUUAGAGUAACAAUAGCAUAUUUUUUACAUAUGGGCUAAUUGUUUAUCAAAAGGAAAUCAGGUGAAACACGCGCGAAGAUUCUUUACAGUGCAUGGCCUGUAAUCUUGUUAAUAAAAAGCUCAAUGUUCGGGGAUAACAUCACUGGUCGAUUUGUUUUAUUAAGACGUGCAUUUGAACUCAAAUUUCACACCAAAUACAACAAAAAUACGCAUAAAAAUUGAUAAUUUAUUGUAAUAAUUUUGCGUGCUAAAGGUGGUGAAAGGCCUUUUUAUUUUUGUUUUCUUGACUGGGCUGGACUGUGUGGCUAUGUAAACUUUUUCGUUCUCUGAGACUUAGACUUAUGGAGAGAGAGGUGAAUAGAGGUCACGAGGGAACGCAGGAGAUGUGAUUGGAAAUCACUUUCGCUGCCGGCUCGUUCGCUUUCGUUACCGGCUAGGCUGUGCCUUCUUUCCUCUGCCCUCUGAAGGUGUCGCACACGUAUGGUCCUCUUAAGUUCCCCAACGCCUGCCUUCUUCAUACACUGACACAUUUCUGCGACAACUUCUACUGAACAACUCUCAGUACGCACUAUGAAUUAUACUUGGAAAUAUAAAGGAAAACUGAAAACAUGUAUAAGAUACUGCUCUUGAACGAGUUUAAGAACCCCCCUAUUUUUAAUUAAAAAACUUAAGUUUCUUUAAGAUAAACCGCUUAAAGGUGAAGUUUAACGAAAAGCUCGAAGUAGAAUUUCAUAGUAAUGAACUCAGACAACUUAGAAACCUAGACUCUUUUAGAUCUGAACUAAUCCUCCUUUUCUCCUACAUUUGGUGAUUUGCAUUUUUAAAAGGAGACGAUUUGAAUGUAGUUGUAAUUUCCAACCAGAAUAAUUCUUUUAAAGACUAGUUUCACGUUGGGUCAACUGGCUUUACUUAUGUUCGCGCUCAAAUAAACACACUUAACAUAUUUCCACGCUAACAAAUACAGUAAUACAACAUAAAAUUAUUGUGUUCCCUAAGCUAAAUAACAGAUUUAUGAUUGGCGGAAAGAUGCAUGAUUCUUGAAGCGCAAAUCUUAGUUUAAUAAUUUGAACACGGCCUGAGGUCAUCAAACUCUUUCAAAAGUUUAAAGCAAGUGGAGGCUAUAGGUGAUUUUACCUUGCGUCGGGGGAGACCGGCUUUAAAUAUCGUGAAAUGUUGAACGUGAUUUCACAAGGUACUAUUAUCGAAGAAUGAAAUCUCCGCUUGUGGUAGCACGAACCAUCAAAUAAUGGGUGCUAAAGAUAAAGGAACACUCUCUGUCUCCUUAAGAGGGUUAUAAUAAUACACAAGUGCCAAGUGUUUCCGAGAAGUUCCUAACUGAAAUAUCAAACUAGCAAACAUUUUUUUCUCCGCUCCUUCAAAUGACUUUCUGCUUUCCGCGAACGAAAAUGACUUUAAUCAUACAAUUAACAAAAAUCAGUUCUGUAUUGUUUCUUUAUAUAAUCGCAAACAAACAGCAUACGGCAAUCAACACUACUAAAACUGUAGAAUAUUGAAGACAAGCUCUAAUUCUGUACGUCAGUAAUUUGAUCUUGUUUUUCUUUAUUCAAAUUAUGUCUGAGGCAGAGUAUUGUUUUUCAUAUACAACAUUGUUGGCAAUUUUCGGCAAACUUUUGAUUGCACAACUAAACAAGCAUCACAAACAGGUGGACUGCGUUUGUUGACUGUACCAGACUAACACCCCACCGGGUAGAUCGAACAUAGAAUAGCAUUCGAGAGGUAGUUACUUCCAUUAACUUAGAAGUCCCCUCAGAAAUGUGAUCGCGCGAAAAACCUACUUGUGCAAACGAACUGAUAUCAGGCGUUAAUUAAUGUAAGGGUUCAUUAUAUCAUUUGCCGUGUGCUCGGCUUGUGAGCUGUCGUGGUUAGAAAUAUUCCUUGUGAGAUAAAUUGUAGCAAUGCCACCGAUGAUAUGAGUCAUUGUAUAGAUAAGUGAGUAGCGACUCACUAGGGGUUGAAAUACGGUCAGCGCCUCACAAGACCCGGUAGGCCUUCUCCUGCUAUGCCACCCUUUCGUUCACGAGAUUUGCACAUUACUGCGACGUUGAGGACUUUUAUGGUUUGUCUAGACAAACGACUGGAAUCCUUCUUCAUAUUGGCAAGGCAGGGUUUCCACAGAAAAUUCCUCCAAAUAAAAAGUUACCUUUUGGUUGAGAUAUUCCCCAAAAGGCGUGAUUCGGAACUGUAACGAGAACUUAAGCUGUAAUUGAAUAAAAGAUCUACCGAGAGAUUAGCCCUAACGUGUUGAUGUCAGGGUCUGUCAGCACUUCUAGAAAAAAUGCGAUAAGAAGAGAUAAUAAAUUAUGUAAUGCUAUGCCUGGCCAAAAUGAUCUUUAGCUUCCUUGCUGUGUUUUUGCAGCCUCUAGUCUGAGUACCAGUCUUUCGAGAAGAAUAUUCUUUUUUAUUUUUACAGGUAGUGUAAAUCUCUUUCUGUUAAAUGGUUUUCGUUUGUGUGUUCCAUGGAAGGGUUCGUCUUUAUUUUGUAUGUCUGUCUGUCUUUAUUUUUUUUUAUGUCUGUCUGCCUUUGGCCGUCCGGGAGAUUUCGCGUUUGUGCCACUUUUCAAUGUUUCGUGAUCUGUACCUGGGUUGGUAAAUCUCUUUUGAGUUAAGAAUGUCUGCUAGAUGUUUAAUCUUUGAAUAGGGAUAUUUUCCUUAAGCUUUUAAUGCGCUGAGCUAGACUUUUUUAUCGACCAGAGUUCGUGUUCCGGAAUUAUAUUAAUAAACUUAAUUAAAUACGACCUUGACUGCAGUGAGGGUAAGAUUUGGAGUCGACUCAAGAAAAAUUAUUUGAUCAGCCAAAGCGAAUGUCACGUUUAGGCAAACUUAAGUAACUCUAGUGGGUGAGUGUUUGCGUGUGGCCUUUAUUCUAUUGCGAUUACGAUGUCGUGACUCUUUCAGCGGGCUCUUGAUGCUUAAAUCUUUUUUUUUUUUUUCCUGCGAACGCUCUUUGCACAAUAUUUUCAGUCAGUGCCACUUUACUCAGGUAGACCUUGACAACUGUGAGGCACAUAACUGCUAUGGUUGUUCCUUUGGGAUAGAUUAAAAACUGAUUUGGUCUUGAAAUUAUUCAGCUUCUGAGAUAAAAGCCAAGGAUCUGUAAGCAACGAACUUGGAAAGUUCAUUUGACCGUUACAAGUGUGGACUUUUGGCCAGCACGCAAUGUUGCAACACUCAUGUAAAUAAUUGAUUUGACAAACGAAAAAUCUUACAUUUAUACUAAAUAGGUUUAGAACUGUCGACGACUGGAGAGAAUUUAGGUGAGCCAGUUAGGCGCCCUUCUCUUUUGCUUUAUUCGCCUUCCUUUUAAUGAUAACUACUGUCGUAGGUUUGUUGGAAGGUAAUUAAAGAUUCUACCAGGAAAAUGGAAGUAGAUGUCAUCGUGCACUAAAAAUAAACUCAUGCUAAUUCUUCCAUAGUUAUGGGGAAAGCGAGGGUAGAGUCAAAUAAUGUCGAGAAAGAUAAGUAAUUGAAAUCAUUAAAGAGUAACAAAAACUCAAAGCCGGUUUUCUUACACGUGGUCUAACCCAAACCGCGGCUCUACGCAAGCAGUGAACCUCAGAGAUGUUCUUUAAUGGGGUUGAUUUCAUUUAAUAAAUGACCUUCCACUAUAAGCUUUCGACUCUCCUGACACUUUUCGUAAAAAUAAACGUUCAGAUAAAAGGUUCCGCUUAGUCAAAGAUGGAUUAGAACGCGGUUUUGUUAAACGACUUCCGAACUUUGCGUAAACAACCAGCCCACGCUGUAUGCGUUUUUUACGGCUUGCGUCCGCGAUACAUUUACAAUGGGUCCAGCGGAACGGAACAUUUCAGAACACUUGGAAUGAAACUUAGGAAACCGAAAAAAAAAAAAAAAAACCAAAACAAAUAUGAAAUUAAUUUUAAAAAAAUUGUUGUUAACUACUGCUGCUUCAAUUAAAGGCUCCCCCAUUAAUACAAAUAGCUCAUUAGACAAAAAGGAAAACAAACUCGUGGAGCAGUUUCUGACGUGGAAUAAUCAAUUAUGUAUUGCAAUAUUUUAUACAGCUGACAAGUUUUGUGAAUUUUUAUGACAAUGUUAUAUAUCAGUGUAUUAUUUUGUGUUCAUUUGAUGGCCAUUGUUACCACAAAGUUGCUGGUCUUGAAAACGUUUUUCAAGCCGAGAACAAAUUGAUGAAGUGAAAUCGCGAGGUAAUUUUGAUUAAGUAUUUCUAAGGAAGUUUGUGCCCAUAUCUUCUUACACACCGGCUGAAUCAAAAGAGCUUUAUAAUGAAAUCCUCCUCGAUGCCUUAGUCUAUGCGUUUUUAGUAUGCCUAGCUUAAUAACUUAAUAUUGGUCCUUGAGUGCCUUAAACGCUUCAUGGAAAUGGGUACAUAGAUUUUGCGUUAUACAUGUAUAUUCAAGUCGUUUAGUUGUUAAAUUUUCCCAUAUUUUGAGCCCUUAUCCAUCAGACCACUGUGCAUUAAAAAUAGCCUGUUUGUAAAGUGAAUUCGUCGGUAGGUUUUACUUCGAUUUCCAGAUUUUUUCAACCACCAACUCGAUUUAUAGUUUAAAUGAAUUAAUUUACUUUUAAAGAGUAGAUAUAUGUUUUUCGCCAGCCGGGAGGUCCGUAUUGGGGAAAACUGUACUCAAAACAGAGGGCAGGUUUUUUCCAAUACAGACCGACUUAGGCUAAGGGAUAACAUUUGUACUUUUUUCCUUAAACUUAACGAAAUUCUUUCUAAAGGAACUUGAAUGAUUUAGGGUUGUAAUUACAGCAAGAUAUUCCAUAAACUGAACAAUUUUUGAGCGAGGAAAUGGUAGUUAAAAUAGAGGUGUUGCAGAUUUAAGAGAGAUGCUUCACCGAAACAUUUUCAUUUUUACAACGAUAAACAAACUUUGAAACAUUAUAUUUACAAGUAUCUCUCUCAAUCUGACACCUGUCGAUUUGACGCAUGGGGAAAAAUAAAAAAGCGCAUGUACACUGUUGAAAAAUCAACGGAACUAGCUUGGCAAGGACUGUCACGACAAUGUUUUCUUCGAAAACAGUCAAUGAUCUUACGGAAAGCAUCGUUUACUCUCAUCGACGAUUAAUCAAUGCACGAAGAUUUACCUCUGUUCAGUAAGGAAAUGGCAAGGAAAGAAAUUGUAAGUAAAUUCAAAUUUUUCAUUUUGAAGAAAGUUUACUCGUUUGUUUGCUGCAGUGGCGUGUGUAAACGUGGUCUUUCCCCAACAAAAACUAAAUUCAAAUGAGACACUUCAACUAGACACAAGGGGAUUUAUAGCCGCUUUUUGUUAUUGAAUCCCUUCAGUUUCUGUUGUGCAAUUUACGGUACAAAUGUCCCAAUUGAACGGACUUGGAAAGACUUACUGAAAGCGUAUUUAUGGUUGAACUGAAAACCUUGCUUGCCCUGUCACUACGAACAAAUUUUUUAAGAGAAUUCAGAGAGUAAAUGAAUGAAAUUUCCAUCGAUUAAUUCAAUUGUAACCAAAUAUCUCACUUUUUAACAUUCUAGGAAUUUUUCGUGAAGGAUUAAAAUUAAUUACAGACGGAUUUUAGGCCGCUUGUCAACCAAUUUAAUGACACUUUCAUGUUGUAUAAGUUGCUAAUACAAAUUCAUUUCGAAACCAAUUUUUUUGUCAACCACGGUGAUUUGAGAGAGAGAAAAGAGAGGAUUAAUAAGUUAUAAGGUAGUGACCGACGUCUCUGCUUAUAGAUACUACCCAGCCUGAAAAACGAGACCUGUUUAUGAAAAGUAUGAUAGCUGCGAAGGUAGGGAUGUACUCGGUGAUACCAUCGACAUAUCGGCAAAGAUUGGAAACUACGGACCGCGCUAAGAACCAAUUAGAUUGCAGGAUUCGUUACGGUGUCCUCUUAGAAAAAAAUAAAUUGAAAUAUUAUUUGAGAUUUUGCCAAACCUUUUUCGCCACGUAUGUGUUCUUUAACUCCAUUCACGGACAUUAGUAGAGUCUAAGUAAAUGGUUUGUUAUUCCUCACGUGGAAAAAAAAAGUCGUUGUUCAUUUUAAAUAGUGUUGUUUGUCACUUCAAGAAAUUAGAUAUCGUAGUUCAGUAUUUUGCGUGCGAAGUGGCUGAUGUCCAGUACGAAUUGCCGCUGGCACAUGCAUUUAAAAUUAAUAAAAGAAAUGGUAUAAAAAUUUCAUGCCUUCAUAUCCCUUUAAUUAACAUGCACGGAGUAUUUAAAGGCAUGUCCCCAGAGCUUUACAUUUGCAUAUGUAUUUCAGUGUUUGACAGGACAGGAGCUUCUGCUCGAUCAUGAUGUGAAUGAAGAGGAAGGAUUGAACGAAGAGGACUUUGUGCGGAUUUGUCCCGCAUUAAUCCAGCAACUCCAAGACAAAGCUUGCAUUGUCGACAAUCUGGAAGACAAUCACAUGGCAGAGGACUCGGCCAAAAUGCUGCAUGGUAAGAUUUGAUAUUUAGAGUUGACAAAGACCUUACAUUGGCACUUAAAUGAAAACGUGAAAUCAAUAUUACUUGAGAAAAAAAUUGAUGCGAAAACUGAGAGAGAUAUCAAAAAAGACAUUUUACCAAAGCGUUUCCCUGCGAAAAAUUGAUAAUGCUACAUUUCUUGAGAUUAAGCAUAACAGCAUGGUGCUAAAAUUUUUACUUAACACAUUUCAUGAGGAAUAAAAUUUUUUCGAGGAAUGAAGGAUUUAAUAUGUGUUAUAUUUACGAAUUGCUACGAAAGGUGCGUUGGUCUCGUGAAGUGCUUACUGUACUAAAUAAAAACUGUAAGGGAAUCGUUGAAUUAUAGGGGAUUUUAUUCGUCUUAGUCAGGGUUAAGAUAAAAGAUUAUAAAGUUAGUUACUUUUUUUUUUAAGAGCUGUCAAUACUUGCAGCUUUAAGCAUUAUGUAGUGUCUCACACCAAAAAAAAAAAAAGAAACAACAACUACAACAAGAAAAGAAGUAAAUAAAUGUUAUUAUUUUAAUACUUGAUCAGGCAUGAACACUUAAACUACGUUGUUGAUACUGGUUUGUGUGUCUGUUCUACAAUGAUAUCUUUACGCAGGGCCAAGACUUAUGGAGGUGUGCCAUAAGAUAAUUAGACUGAUUUUGUAAGCGCGCAAAACCACCCGCUGUGUCACCUUAAGCUUCACUAAUACACCAAUAGAAUGGCAAGGUGUUGUACCAAAACACAGCAAUGGUGAUAAAAGAGCAGGACAGAACAAGGAUUUUUGAGAAUGAUUAGUGGUAACACAGGUUAAAGCAGGAAACAUAAUCUUGCUCUUUUUAGUCCCAGCCACAAUCAGAAGAAAUCAUUUCAGAGAAUCGUAUCCAAAAUUUUUGAUCCAUUUUGUUCACCUCGUGCUUUGUUAUAAUUCCCCACUUACCCUCCCCUCUCCUAAUUUGCCUCGGAACGCUAAUGCCUUCAUUAACCAAAACUUUUUUUGUUUCAGUGUGGGGUUAUGGUUUCCUAUCUAUCACUGUCAUCAGUUUGACGUCACUUCUUGCGAUCGCUGUCAUUCCUUUGAUGCGUCAUUCGAUUUACAAGAGGAUCAUGUCCUUCCUUGUGGCCCUUGCUGUGGGGACCUUGUCGGGAGACGCCCUCCUUCAUCUGAUCCCUCAUGUAAGGCGAACGACAUGUUAAACUGAUUUCGCAAUAAUGACGGGUUGACAUCAAUUUAGAGAAGACUGGUUGAACAAGUGAGCGAUGUGCAUACGAGCGAAAAAAAACUAAUAAAACCAGCCACAAAAGAGAGAAUAGACCAAACGUCCAAAAAAAAAAAAUGUCAACGACGAAAAACAGAAGACAGCGCGGAAGAGCAAUUCUGCGAACAAACGACCGGACGAUUGAUUCGCCGAACGAAGAGCGAACAAACGAACGAACGAACGCAGGAAUGAACCGACGUGCAAGCAAACGAACGAAUGAAGGAACGAACGAACGAGCGAGCGAACGACGGAACGAACGAGCGAGCGAACGAAAGAGCGAAUUUGGCGGGGGGGGGUGGUGGGAGGAGGCGCACAGUCGAAAAGGCAUACAAAUGGAUCGAAAAAGCAAGCGUGCAAGUGGCGAACAAACUUAACGAGCCACUAACUCUACUAACAACUUCACAACCGAGUGAAUGAGUGACACAUGAGACGACUGAAGUGAGAAAGUUACUUAAGACUGAGAAAAACGUGGUAGGGUGAGUGGAGAUACAAACAAACCAAAUUGAGAAAUAAUGCAAGUUGGGAGAGAUAGGUAUGACAUAGCCAACAAGCACUGUCCAGAAGAACUGUUAAAAUUUGAAAGUCUUAAAUGAUAUUAAUUGACAGGAUUGGAGAGAAAGAAUUCAUUUCAGUGUUGUUGUUUUCAGGCUUUCGUCUCUAGUCAUGGAAACGAAGAAGGAGGGCAUAAGAUAAAUAUUUACAAGUCAUGCGUUAUUAUGGCAGGAAUCUACGUGUUUUUUAUGGUUGAGUGCACGCUGAAAGCACGCAUGGCGCGAAAGAAACGCUCACGUGGUAACCUGCACGUGACAACUCCAGAAAAAAUGGUAAGCUGAUACAGAAAUAAGAGAAGUUUUCGAUGUUGGCUAAAACCUUUUCCUUACGAGUAAAAUGGCUGAUUACUGCGGUAAUUUAACCCGGUUUUUGUAGCAUAAAGCGGCUCUAAUCUUCGCAUUGUGCUACUUAUUAUUGAAUCUAUUUAUAUUUUGUUGCGAAAACUGUUGAUGUUAACUUUUUUCGCUUGUUUGUUCGUAGAAGAAGAAAGAAGCCGCAAAAUAUCAGGAAAUGGUUGGUUCAAGGCUCGCUGGAAUUCAACGAAGUAUUAGCUGCGACGGCGCACACUUUCCUAAGGCCAGCAGAGAUAUCUCAGAAGGCUGUAAAACAACAUCUUGUGAACUGGUUCUUUUGGAGUCUGGGAAAGAGGAGCGUGCGAGCACAGGCUCCGAGUCCUCCCAAGAAAAAGUGCCGUUGUGGGAGCCUUGUCGACAUGGUCACCAUUGCCAUCCGCGCGACAGUGUUCAAGAGCGAAGCAAACACAGUUUUAGCGACUCGCAACUUAUAGCUGCAUUGCAAGGCAAGUCGUGCAUCCAUCCCAACAUUUACAGCAAUAACUUCUCUGCCAGUGGUACUGACAGCGAAAACCAAACCCAUCACAAUGUCAAUCAAAUUCGCUCACACCAAGGUGAUCAGUACUCGUACCAGGUCCCCACGGAAUCGAAUACCAUCGCCACAGAAACGACGAGCGAUGCUGGAGACGGCGGUUACGAUGAGGAGAAUGGACACGAUCAUCACCAUCAUCAUCACCACCACAGCCCUAACAUUGACAAGAACACCUCCAUUGCCACUGUAGCGUGGAUGGUUAUUGUCGGGGAUGGUUUCCACAACUUCAGCGACGGUCUGGCAGUUGGUACUGCGUUUUCAGUUUCAUUGACCAACGGUCUUACCACAGCUAUAGCAGUGUUUUGCCACGAGCUUCCGCAUGAGUUAGGUUAGUUGUUGGGUAUUGUUGUGUUCUUUUGGUGUCGUGGGGGCUACAAGGUUUCAUCCCUGAUACCAACAAGAAGAGACAUUGUCCAUACUCAAGGUUAUCUUCCCAGCCGGCCUCUCUCAAAACUUAAGUUUGAGGUAUGUUAAUCUGUGGAAGGACUUGUUCAGCUCAGAAUUUUCGUCACGGAUCUCGGCUUUCUGUUCUCCCCUGUUUUCUGCUGCAUAAGGAAGUUUAGUUAAUAUUCUAGUUACUGUCUCUCUAGUUUUUAGAUGUUGUUUCAAACCAGAAAUCUCGAACCAAAAAACCUGAGCGCUCAGAGGUGGCUUAGAAAACAAAAUUUUGUCUUUUCAAUCACUGAGAUAAUGAGCGAAUUCGAUGUAUUAUGAAGCUGUCUCGAGUUACAUUGUGAUAUCAAUUUUGACUUACUUCUCUUUCAUUUCAGGUGAUUUUGCCAUUUUGCUUAAGUCAGGUUUGACCUUUAGGCAAGCCCUGGCUUACAACCUUGCAUCAGCCAUAAUCUCAUAUAUUGGCCUUAUACUCGGCAUCAUUAUUGGCGAUCUAGAUUCUGCUCACACCUGGGUGCUGGCGCUCACAGCUGGGAUGUUUCUUUAUAUAUCAUUGGUUGACAUGGUAAGAUACAUAACACCCAUAAUAGAAUUAAGUGUAAUAUUCAUGUCGUAACUCCAGUUGAAUUGUAAGACGUGAGCUCAGCUUUAAAAGGUGGCAAUAACAAAGUCGAUAAAAGGGCGCUUUUCCUAAGAUGUGGAAUUGUUAAGUUGUAAACUUAAAAUUUUCCACAAUUUUGAUUGUGGAAUGAAAAGAAACAGAGCUUGUUUAGUAUUACAAAUGGGGGAAGGGGGUAUGCAGCUGUCAGCAACAGAGUGGGUUUUGAUCUAGAGAGCCUGCAAUCGUUUCUGGUUGACUUGUAACUCUUCCCUAUAGUAUCUUUACAUCAUCAAGCAAACAGGUAAUGGAAAACUCAAACUUAUCGGGUUUAGGUUGUUGUCUUGAUUUAACACCAAAUUGUCGUAACCAAUUUACCAGAAAAUGAAUGGCAACUAGAGGAGAGAACUAACACUCAGAUCGUGGGAUUUAAAUGUUUAAAUGCUGAUAGUUUCUCUCAUGAAGAAGACCUGUUAUAAGAAAUUGACGGUGAAUUAUCAAAUCGAAAGUGGUUUAGCGUAGUCUGUACUCUCAUCGACAACGACAUUCGUCAUCACAGUGGUCAAAAUGUUGUGGACUCACGAGGCGCAGCACAAUAUCGACGUCAAAUUAAACAAUUCUUUCACUGCGUGACACGUUGCGUGACACUUCGACGCGAUAAGCGUUGUUGUACUCAUAUCUUAAUUGGCCAAUUAGAUCGCGACAUUACUGUUGAUUGUGGUAAAAUAAUGACUCGGAAAGGGACAAAAGGUGUAGUUUCAAUUUGCUCAACGGUGGUUCUCUCUUUCUUUCCACAGCUCCCUGAACUGAGCAACUACAUCAACGAGGGAGGUGGAUGGCCUGUGGUGAUCUCACAAAAUCUGGGAAUAUUGACGGGAGUAUCGAUUAUGCUAGCAAUAGCUUUGUAUGAGAGUUAAAUAACUUAAAUUAUAAUUUAGAACUACGAGAUAUUUGUAGUUAGUUAUAAUGCAAAAGCAUACAGGCGCUCAAAGUUUGAUUUAAUCUGAAACAAAAUAUAUUUAUUUAACCACAGACAUUUACGAAUUUAAAUAUAUUCACUUCAGUUAUAAUUUUUAUGAGAUUUUUGUUUUAAAAAUGUGGAGCUUGUAUGGAUUACAGACGAAUUCACAAAGAAAUCAAAAGAAGUGGAGUUUGUUUUAAAUGAAAAUGCAAAGGAAUGAUAUAGGUCUAUUUUGGAUAUCUCCCGUUUUUUAAUGCAAUUAAGGUUGUGAGGCAUUUUGGUAAGGUAUUUCAACUAUGAUAUUGUCAAAUAUAAAUCUUAAAUUCUUACCAGAAACAAUCUUGAUAAGAUGUAUUCAAAUCGUAAGAAAUUCUUCAGUUUUUUUUCGUUUUUUGCACCCUCCAUUUUACGCUCUAAAAUCAUCAAUUUGGUGCAUAUCAACUAAAACAUUUUGAGUUUAAGCUUUGUUUUUUUUUUUGCCUCUAGGAGGAAUUCAUUAAACACCCCGCUUUAUAAACAUUCUGUGCCACAGAAUUGCAUUUUACGAAUCGUGAUAUAGAAUUGUAGUUAUCCCUAAGGACGUGAUGUACGAGGCCAUUUGAAAAUAAUGAAGGAUGUCAAAAAUGUCCGGGAUGUCAAAAUUCAAAUAAGAUGUAGAAGUUUCAUUAUUUGGCGUCCAAAACAAUUUCUGGUUACGAAACAAUGCGCGAUUAGUAUUCUAGAAUUCAAUCAGUUUGAGAGACACACCAAGCUUUUUUACUAUUUGAGUGACCUUUUACCAAUGCAUGAAUUAAGAUGAGGUAAUUUUACGAAACGACGCCGCAUAUGACGCAAAGUCGUCGCCAUAGGUUUCGGUUAUUUUCAGUGCUCAGUUCUUCAAGGAAAACACUACGUAACAUUGCUUCGAAUAUGUGAGCCCCCGACAUUCCAGCGGUUAGGGCUAGGGUUAGGAUUAAGGUUAAGAAUAUCUGAGGCUCACAUAGUUUGAAGCAAUAUUAUCGAGUACUUUCCAUUCUCUAACCUGCUUUUGCAGUCUCUCCUCUCUCUAACCCUCCAGGGUCAGAUAGGGUUCGAGGGAGGGAGAGACUCUAGGAUCGAGGUUGUUGAAUUUUCUUCUUUUUCUAGCAAGUAAAGCAAAUUUCUUAUGGGGUGAGGGCGGGGGGGUUUCCAUGCCGGCCUACUCUUAUCUGGUCGAAUAUUCAAGGAAACUCAAGUCACCUGACAUAUGUUGAGAAAAAUAAUUCAGGGAACGGUCUUAGAUCCUGUAGAAAAAUAGGUAGGGUUCCCUCCAUUGGAAUCAAUCUUCCCCUUCACAAUGUCAAUAUCUGAGCAACUGCGCACGUAUCUCUCCCCCUAAUCCAACCAAAGUCAACCCAUAAUAACUUGAGGUUAAUUUGUGUUAGGGGAGGGGUAGGUGUGUAGUUGCCCUGAUACUGACUGUAACUCCACUUUUCCACUGUUUCUUUGUACAUUAGUAGAAAGAAUCUCCUUGAACUUCUCCAUUACACUAGGAUCUAUAUGUGAACCACUUCCAAGGUUUUUUAACUGUUUUACCAAAGCUAGCCAUCUGUUUCUAUCUAUUUUAGUUAUAAUUGGUGGAGUACUGUGAUAGCGUAGAAUAAUAACCUUAAUCUCAAUUAAGAGACUCAGUUCUUCAUAAAGGUCUUAUGUCAAGGGCGGGGUAUGUUCCAUCAUGCUUGUGUAAGAAUGAUGAAACAAGAUCAGUUUUUUUCUGUUAAAGGUAGUUAAAAGGGAAGAAUCAGGGUAGAAAAUUUGUAUGGACUUGGGUAUUUAAUUUGUACUCUAUUAUGUUUGAAAAAAGGGUCUAUAUCGCGAGUCCCAUUGGGGCUUUUAGGGCUUAAGGUUAAAAUUUUGGCCAUUUACGGCCACGGUUAACCCAAAAUGACACAUUGUAGGAAGGAAAAAAUUUUACUGUUAACUUUUAUUACAACUAACGGUUAAAAUUUGUCAAUUUUUACGCUUAACGGCUAACUGUAAACUCCAUUAAGAUCCUCUGUUGUGAAUAUAGAAGGUUUGAACUCAUCAAGGUACAAACGCGGGGCCAAAGUGGCUGGAACAGGUCACGCUUUUUUUUUCACUAUAGGGUGACAGGUUCCUCAACGUCGCAAGGGAUAGCUUCCUAGUUAGGAAAAAAAUCUUACGUCGAUAGACAACCCUUUGUCACUAAAAAGUCCAUGAUAACUUUACCAACAGUUGUGAGUUUACGCAUGAUGUUAACGGCACCAGCAACUGCAGAACUGAACUCUGAUUUUUCUUCACUUUCCCUCAAGUACUCCAAGAGAACUAAUAUCGAAAUUGGAAAAAACAUUUUUACUAGUAUUCACAGAAGAUACAAAUAUUUCGCUUUGGCUUUGAAACGGAUGAAAGCAACAGACAACAAGUUUGGUCCGUUAAUCGUUUUCAGUAGGUCGUCUGUCCUUUCACUCCCAGGGGUGACCUAAAAGAAAUUUAUCCUUUCAAUGUCAUAACCUUUAAAAGCACAAAGGGGAUGAGAAGAAAGAGAGAUGACCGGUUUAUUUCUUGGAUAUAAAACCAAAUUCUUAAGAAAUGUAUGGCAAACUGCGAAGAAAAUUGAUGUUUAGUUUCUGCAAGUGAAACC
Pocillopora meandrina is the source of this 14443-nucleotide messenger RNA. The record is from the annotation of a GenBank genome assembly. NCBI's taxonomy places the organism in Eukaryota, Metazoa, Cnidaria, Anthozoa, Scleractinia, Pocilloporidae.